Messenger RNA from Epinephelus moara (kelp grouper), 1895 nucleotides. It is a transcript of the gene mettl14, whose product is annotated as methyltransferase 14, N6-adenosine-methyltransferase subun. Gene Ontology annotation, cellular component: RNA N6-methyladenosine methyltransferase complex; nucleus. The record is from RefSeq and is a predicted model, not a curated record. The transcript has 11 exons. Lineage: Eukaryota; Metazoa; Chordata; Actinopteri; Perciformes; Serranidae. Bases 355 to 1719 code for a protein of 454 amino acids. Gene Ontology annotation, molecular function: mRNA binding.
GUGUGGCGGAGUUGACUGGAUGAACUGCCGGUUGACCGCCUCAAAACCUGUUACCGAGAGUAGUGCAGAUUCAGAAAGCACCACAGUGUGUAUAGACGGAACAACAGCUAUUUAUCAGUCGCAGCCAGAUGUCUUUUACACCUUAGUUUAGCGGCGAACUCCACCGGCUAACUCAAACCGGAGCGCCCCGGUAAACGUACCGAGCAUACCCAUUGUGAUUUUUAGCGGCUGUUCUCAUUAGCCGUGUGUUGGUUACUAUUUUAGGUAGCUAAUCACAUUUUUGUAUGAAACGGUUCGAUGCAACAACGACCAAGGGUGUUAUAUUGUUAAUUGGAAAACAUUAAAGCUGAAGAAAUGAACAGUCGACUGCAAGAGAUUCGCGAGCGACAAAAACUUAGGCGGCAGCUUUUAGCGCAACAGUUGGGAGCUGAAAGUGCAGACAGUAUCGGAGCUGUCCUUAACAGCAAAGAUGAGCUAAAGGAGAUUGAGGAGACAAGAGAAACAUGCAGGUCUUCAUUUGACAGUUUAGCCGUACCUUCCAAAAGGAAGGCACAGACAGAGGGAGAGGAUACAGAGGAAGUUGUGGAAGAACAAAAGGAUGAGGUGGAGGUGCAGCAGCCAGAUGACAGCAACCCAUAUGAGGAGGUGUACAAGGACUCAAGUACUUUCCUUAAGGGCACCCAGAGUUUGAACCCUCACAAUGACUACUGUCAGCACUUUGUUGACACAGGCCACAGGCCGCAAAACUUCAUCAGAGAUGUUGGGUUGGCUGACCGAUUUGAAGAAUACCCCAAGCUUCGAGAGCUGAUCAGACUAAAGGACGAGCUCAUCUCCACCACCAACACCCCUCCCAUGUACCUCCAGGCCGAUCCAGAGCACUUUGACCUGCAGGAUUUGAAGUGCAAGUUCGAUGUAAUUCUCCUCGAGCCACCUUUAGAAGAAUACUACAGAGAAUCAGGCAUCAGCCACACUGAACGUUUCUGGACCUGGGAUGAUAUCAUGAAGCUGGAAAUUGAGGAGAUAUCGGCUCUGCGUUCCUUUGUCUUUCUCUGGUGUGGCUCUGGUGAAGGCCUGGACUUGGGCAGAAUGUGUUUGCGGAAGUGGGGCUUUAGGAGAUGUGAGGAUAUCUGUUGGAUCAAGACCAACAAGAAUAACCCAGGCAAGACCAAAGCGCUGGACCCAAAAGCAGUAUUCCAAAGGACCAAGGAACACUGCCUAAUGGGAAUCAAAGGAACAGUGCGAAGGAGCACUGACGGUGACUUCAUCCACGCUAACGUGGACAUUGACUUGAUCAUUACUGAGGAGCCUGAGAUGGGAAAUGUAGAGAAGCCUGUGGAGAUCUUCCACAUAAUCGAGCAUUUCUGUUUGGGCCGCAGGAGGCUGCACCUGUUUGGACGAGACUCGACCAUCAGACCAGGCUGGCUGACCGUGGGUCCUACUUUAACAAACAGUAACUUUAACCCAGAGACCUACGCCUCAUAUUUUGUUAACUCCCACCUAUCUGGCUGCACCGAGGACAUAGAGAGGCUGCGGCCCAAAUCUCCCCCGACUAAGCUGAAGUCGGACCGUGGUGGCGGAGCACCCAGAGGGGGACGUGGUGGGCCAAACGCAGGAAGAGGCGGAGACAGAGGCCGUGAAAGAAACCGGCCAAAUUUCCGUGGGGACAGGGGAGGGUUCAGGGGCAGGGGAGGGCCACACAGGGGCUUCCCACCUCGCUAGGGCAAAAAGUUCAUCCCAACCAGACUGAUGCUAGGAGUCCCCAUCUGCAACUGGUAUGGUAUGGUUAGUAUGUGACAACUGAGAAGUUAGCGGAUGUCAAGUCUUGAAUCUUUUUGUUUUGUUUAUACUUUUUCAUGAUUAUACGAGUGUCGUCUGAAUAAACAUUCUUUUCACUA